AUGUCGCAACCCCAGAAGCGACCGAGUGAGGACAUAGAUCAUGAGGAUGGGAAACGUCCUAACCCCCAGCGCACGCCCAGGAUCCGAGCCUGCGCCGAAUGCAAGAGACACAAGAUCAAAUGCGACCCAGUAGAUGGAGAGUCCAAAUGUGCCAAAUGCCUGCGCAGUGGCACGGAAUGUGUGCCUUACAACAUGAACCAGCGACUUCUGGACGAAGAUGCCUCGUGGAAAGCAAAUGCAGCUGUAGAGAUAGCGCAAUUGCGCUCUGCAGUUCAGACACUUCUACGACACAAUAGACUCCCGGAUCUUGACAGGAUCAAGGAUCUUCCAGUAACAUCACCAGAAUCCCGGAGGCAAUCGGAAAUUACCGUGAAAGCCAGUCCUGGCCACACUGGUAACGAAAAUGGCACUGCUAUGGUUGUGCCACCGAUCGCCAUGGACAUGACGAGGGAGAACUCCGUGGAGCGCGAUUCAGUUGAAGAUGCAGACCUUGUAACAGCGCCAAUGCGCAGCCUGUACGACCUUACACGGAUUCGCAAUCUUCGCAGCAACGUCAAACUCAGACCUGGUCAGAACCCAGAACUCGAAGAUUUUAUCGCUCAGGGCGUCGUGUCAUUACCGGAAGCCGAAGAUCUUUUCAGGCAUUACUUCCAGGGCCUUCGACUCUACCUGUGGGGCGGUGUACUGUGCCCUUACGACUCUCUGGACGCUGUUCGCACGCGAUCCUCGUUGCUCACAGCUGUUGUGCUUACAAUAGCAGCGCUACACACACCAGGUCGCGAUGAUGCGCUGGAGAAAUGCUACGGCGUCUUCGUUUCUGGCGCUUAUAGCGCCUGCCUGUCACGAGUUCAGAGCGUGGAUGACAUCCGUGCACUGCUGCUUGCAGCUUUCUAUCUAUCCAAUCUCAGCUGGAAGCUCUCGGGUGCAGCUGUUCGAAACGCUACCGAGAUGAAUUUACAUCAAUCAUUCAACAAGCUUAUGAGAGGCCACGAAGACCAUCGAGAUAAGGUCCGUCUCUGGUAUGUGCUAUAUGUCUGCGAGCACCAGCUCAGUAUUGCCUAUGGACGGCCACCCAUCAUCCAUGAAGACAUCGCGAUCAAGAACAUCGAGCAGUUCCUCGAUAGCCCUGAGACCAAGCCAGGUGAUAUUAGGUUAAGUGCGCAAGUCACUUUGUUCAAGAUCCUUACAGAAGCGUACAUCGCGUACGGAAGUGAUCCGGAGCAACCACUCACCGAACCUGACUUCCAACGACUGCGCAUGUUCAACUUUGCUAUUGAGCAGUGGAGGCUAGCAUGGCAAGCGAGGUCGGUCGACAGCCCAACCAUUGGAUCAUAUCCGUCGAAGGGCGUUGUUCUCUACUACCACUUUGCUCGCUUCCAAUUGAACUCCCUAGCACUGCGCGGACUGCCACCACCAAGCGCCGUCACGUCGGAGACGCUUUCCUACGACCGCCGCGAAGCCGCUAACAUUGCUAUCACCGCGGCAACUAGCACACUCACACUCAUUUUCGAGGAGCCGGACCUCCGGAGAGCAAUGUCUGCAGUGCCUAUUUUCACGCACACCAUGAUUGCGUUCUGCGCCACAUUCCUACUCAAGAUGGCAAAGACCUGGGGAAGUGCUGCCCAGGUUCGGUCACCGGAGUCAGCAGGCGAACCGAUAGGUCUCGGUCUCAACUUUAACACCGCUCAGGUGGUGUCCCUUGCUAGGAGGUCAGCAACUUUCCUCGCCAAGGUUGCCGAGAACCUGAGCGAGAAGCACCUUACGAGGCACAUCGUGCACGGAAUCAAUCUUCUCCUCAAGCAGCUUGACAUGAUGGGCACACCUUCGAGCUCGGUCGACCAUACCUUCCCUGCGUACAAUGUACCGCAAGGGCAACACGCCAACGGGCACUACGAUCCCAAUCAGCCUAAUGGAGUUUCAGCUGUUGAUUUUGGCCAUGGAGACAUGGCAAAUGCAUAUAACAUGUAUGAUUUGAUUGGAUCGUAUGGCUUUGGGAUGGAUGAAGCAUUUCUUGGUCAAGUGGCUUCCACUGAUCUUGACUUUUGGCAGAGAGAAAACUUCUGA
This is a messenger RNA of Macroventuria anomochaeta, 2064 nucleotides long. RefSeq lists its product as uncharacterized. The coding region runs from base 1 to 2064 and encodes 687 amino acids. Gene Ontology annotation, biological process: DNA-templated transcription; regulation of DNA-templated transcription. Gene Ontology annotation, molecular function: zinc ion binding; DNA-binding transcription factor activity, RNA polymerase II-specific; DNA binding. The record is from RefSeq and is a predicted model, not a curated record. Lineage: Eukaryota; Fungi; Ascomycota; Dothideomycetes; Pleosporales; Didymellaceae. The transcript has 3 exons.